Rhincodon typus (whale shark) is the source of this 4475-nucleotide messenger RNA. It is a transcript of the gene ammecr1, whose product is annotated as AMMECR nuclear protein 1. Lineage: Eukaryota; Metazoa; Chordata; Chondrichthyes; Orectolobiformes; Rhincodontidae. The transcript is spliced from 7 exons. The record is from RefSeq and is a predicted model, not a curated record. Bases 239 to 1369 code for a protein of 376 amino acids.
CUGAUUCGACGCCAACGUGACUCGAGGCGGUGCGCGCAGGCCCCUUACAUGUGUCGUGUUGCGGUGGCCGCCGGGAUAGUGGAGGGUAGUUUCAGUCCUCCGGCUUCUUCAGUCUUUCCGCUGGCUAACUGGCCGCGUUUUCGCUCGUUCGCUCUCUCCCUCUUUCUCUGUCUCUCCACCCGCUUACGGUUGCUUUGUCGGGGUUUCUGGUGAAAUCUCUGCUGUGUGACAUGGCUCGAUGAUCGAGGAGGGAAUGUGUGCCAGGAAAGAGGCCGGCCUCCUGCUCCUGCCCUUGUUUGAGACUGAGGGACCGUCCCAAGCAGCACUCUCCACUGUACCAGGCUGUCGUGCUGACACUGUGUUACAGAGGAGGAUGGGAAAGAGGCGGUGCCUUCAAGUAGAGCCAACGCUCGAGCAGAAGAUAGCAGCGGGCUGCUGCGGAGUGAAGAAGCCCAAAUUAUCGGGCAGCAAUGUGCACAACCAGCUGAACCACGCUGGCACGGGCCUAGGCUGUGGCUCGGUGCCUGGCCUGCAGUCUGGAACAGCCCUGGGGAAUCACCACAACCACAGCCAGAACCACAACUACAGCCAGAACCAUUGCGAGAGGAACAACCGGGAGAGCAAUGGGAACCUGAACUCCUUGAACUCUGCACUCAGUCCUGUGACUGGGCUGACCACAGUGGGAAACCGUUCGAAUGGAACUGGGCUCAGUGGAACCAGUGGAGUGAAUGUGAGGAACUUGGUGGUGACCGCAGAGAUGUGCUGCUACUGCUUUGAUGUGUUGUACUGUCAUCUGUACGGAUUCCCACUGCCCCGAUCACCCAGGUUCACCAAUGACCCAUACCCAUUGUUUGUAACAUGGAAGAUGGGCCGAGAUAAACGUUUGCGAGGCUGCAUUGGGACCUUCUCUGCCAUGAACCUCCAUUCAGGACUCAGGGAAUACACGCUUACCAGUGCCCUUAAGGACAGCCGCUUCCCCCCGCUGACUCGUGAGGAACUUCCCAAACUCUUCUGCUCUGUUUCGCUGCUGACUAAUUUCGAAGAUGCCAGUGAUUACCUGGACUGGGAGGUGGGAGUACAUGGGAUUCGGAUAGAGUUUGUGAAUGAAAAGGGAGCAAAACGCACUGCAACAUAUUUACCAGAAGUGGCCAAGGAACAGGACUGGGACCAGAUUCAAACCAUAGACUCUCUUCUGCGAAAAGGAGGUUACAAAGCUCCAAUCACAAAUGAAUUCAGGAAAGCAAUCAAGCUCACCAGGUACCGCAGUGAGAAAGUAACAAUCAGCUACACUGAGUACAUGGCAUCUCGACAGCACUAUUUCCAGAAUGGCACUCUCCAUGCCCCACCUCUCUACAAUCAUUACUCCUGACAACAGGCUGCACGACCAAUCACGGGACUCCACCUACGACCUCAUCGGGGGUGAUGCCUCCACUUCCUGGUCUAGUUACUUUUACUACUGCACUAUUUUAUGAUGCUAGCUUCCGUUGCCAAGCAAGCCUUCGGUCAGCGCUACCUCAGACAGACUUGGCAACGGAAUGCUGCAGUGAAACAGUAGAAUAUUGUUGGGGAAUGGGGAGGGAUUUCUAACAAAUCUUGUUUCUGUUUCUAUACUUGUUUACCUAUGUUUGCCUUACUUUGGUAACUUGCAGGACUCCAAAUAUGAACUGCAGGUUUUAGUACUGAAACCAUUGAUGUGUGUAGGGUGCUCAGGCUCUUUGAUAAUGGAUGACGUUUCCACUAAAUUACUAUUUUCAGUCGUGUCUCCCGAUGUCACAGGGCUUACACUUGUCAUGUGAGCCAUAAUUCCUUAAGUGAAAGUAGAGGAAAAUUCCAAAAUCCUACUUAACAAACAUUGAGUUUGACAUUGGUCUGCCAACAUAGUGCAACUGAAAAUAGGGUCAGGACCGAAACGUUUUCCCUUGUUAUUUACAAAGUCUUGUCGUUUCUCCUCCCCCACCCCUGUGACUCAAGUAUUAACUCGAAACAAAUAACAGGAUUUCAAGCUGACACGUUGUGCAUGAUUGCCAAGUGCCCAAUGGCAAGUGAUUAUGUGUCACAUGUCUGCAGGACAUGCAGAAACCAAGUGUAGAUGCUGGAUUUCUCUGCACAUUAUACUAGAGUAUAGCACAGUCUCAAAUCCAGCAGUCACUCUGGCAAUAAUCCAGUUAUCUUUUAAUCAAAGGUAUUGGAGGGGCACUAAAAUCUAAUAAGAUUUUCUUUUUUUUUGGCCUCAUUUGCUACUUGUAUAUCUAUGGCCCAAACGUACACAUUUUGUGAAUGAAAACCCUUUGAUAAAGUGAAUUGUAUUUACUCUGUGUCUCCUGGUCUGUGUAUGACAUUACAUGCCUGUUCUCCAUAGCAUUGCUGUCUUUCCUGAAUGAUCCGGCUCCGAGUGCAGAAAUUUUCUCCUGAUAGACGAUGCUGAUGUGAGUCUAGUGCUGUGUAGUUUGGGACUGUUCACAUUCGGAACUCUGAAACCUGAAUAAAUGGACAAUGCUAGCUCCUCCUAUUGAUGACUUGAGUAAAGGCACUGCCAGUAGCAGUGACGAGAGGAUCCCAGGUUUGAAUCCAAUGCGCCUCAUUGAAUGAUCUAAUGACCAUUCAGUGACCUCCUUUUGCUUUCAGUAGCUCCAAGACUAGGGAAGUGGGGGAAGAAUCAGUCUGUUCUAACUGUUGCUUAUAUCUAGUUGGCCCUUGCUGGUAGAUGCAGUUGUGGUUAUGAACAGAUUAGGACUUGAUCAGGUUUACAUUGAUCAAAUAGCUUCCUGAAGCCAUCUUUUUGAGCUCAGGGAGCAAACAAUGAGUUGGACACAAUAUUGGAAACAGUGCCAAGGUUAACUUAACUAAGCUCAAAUAUUUUAAGUGGUUGGUAACUAUUAAGGAUAUUAUUUCAAAGCAGUGUUCUCUUCAUAGAGUUUUUUUUUGAAAAGACUGCAGUGAGUCACCCUAGUUUUCCCUAAAAGUUAGUCAACUCUAUCUUAACUGAUAGAAGCAAACGAUUGCUUUUAAUCUUGCAAUUUACUGUCCAGAAAGAAAAGCAUGACUAUCGAUCACAAAAACUCCCCACUGACUCUGCUGCAGAAUAAUUUACUGCGUUCAUUGUGGUCAACUUUACCCAAUCCUUCACAUCCGACUGGUCAGUCAUUGCUUCAGUCAUUACACCCUUCCAUUUGUUUAUGGGUGAAAGUUGCUGAACUGUUCCAGCCCCAAAUCCCAAGUGUGACAGAGUCGAGUCAGUAACAACGUGGUCGGAGGUGGCCAGAGAACUGGUGGAGUGUGACUGCUGACAGAUUGUGUGUGUGUGUGUGGGGGGGUGUGUGGUGUGUGGUGUGUGUGUGUGUGUGAGUGUGUGGGUGUGUCAUCUAGAUGAAUAAUUCCUCAUGAGAACACAAAGCAGAAUAUGAUUUAUCAUUAGCCUGGCAAACGUGUGCUCCUGUCCACUGGACAGCAAGGAAAGUCCCAUAAUGUUGAUUCAACAUGUCACCUCCAGUCAGUCUAGCAACAAGAGAAAACAAUUUGGGAACUUGACUAUUCAGUUAGACCUGACUGCACUGUACUUUAAUUCUGUUUACCUGCCUGGUUCCCUAUCUCUUAGUUACUUCAACCAAACAAAAGAAAAAAUGGCCAGAAUCAGUUCUGAAAUUUCCAGCUGACCACCAGCCUCAACAGAAUUUUUGGGUUUUUUUUUGGGUGUGAUUGGAGGACGUGGUAAAUAGUGCUAGGGUAGGGGAAAGAGUUCCAGAUUUCUACUAGCCCUUGAAUGAAGAUUCCUGAUAUCAAAUAUCAAGCUGUAGUAUGAUAAGGAUCUCCUGUUGCUUUCCAUAUGCCUUAUUAAAUCCUUCACUCAUCUUCAUCACUUCAAUUAGAUCACCCCUUAUAUUUCCAUUUUCAACCUGUCCUCGUAUAACCCUUUAAAUUCUCGUAGAAUUUUGGAGAAUCUGCAAUGCAUCCCCUCCAAGGCCAUCCUGAGGCAAAUUGAAUACAGCAGAUGUCUACCCAGAGCUCUACAAUGGUCAAACAUCUUUAUCCCAGCCACUUGGGGAUAAAGGCCAACAUUCCAUUAGCCUUUUCAUAAUUUUGUUUGUACUCGUGCACUAGCUUUAUAUGAUGUGGAUGCUUGAUCCCCUAAAUCAUCACAAAAGCAAAACAUUGCAGAUGCUGGAGAUCUGAAAAUGAAUGACAAAUGCUGGAGAAACUCGGCCAGUCAGGCAGCAUCUGUAAAGAGAAAAAUACUUAGUAUUUCAAGGCCAAUAGGAUCCUCUCAUUUCAGAGAUCCACAGAAGUUAUAUUGGCAUUAAAAAGUUAGCUGUCUUUCUCUUGCUCCCUCUGCUACUUCACUGUUUUGAGUGUCUCUCAAUUCAGAAAAUUGUUGAAUCUACUUAAUGUGGGCUCCAAAGUUUCCCCAUUUGAACGUCUGUAACAGUUUUACCAACUCUGUUAAUCUUUCAAUAUAACAUUGCAGCUGGGGUCUCAAG